CACUAUGAUUUGCAUGACUAUGGGUUAUUUUUGUAAAGUGUGUGAAGGCUCCACUUUACCAGUAUAGAACGUAUGUGCUGGAAUACUGAAGAACCUAUUUAGGAAAAAUGGCUGAAAAUACUUCUACGGUUGGCUUUCUUAAGAUGAGUUCCCAAGCUUUUGCUUCUGUGAACAUGGCUGUGGCUUCAUUAUCCAUCUUCAUCAACUUAUUUUUUGUUUUCUGUAUGGUUUUUCCAUCCCAGAGGUCGGAGCACCUGAAACAACCUCUGAACAUCUUGCUUGGUUUGCUGAUUGGGUCCAGCAUUGCUUCUCACGUCUGCAUACUUAUUUUUGUUCACAGUGGCGACGUUUUAUUCACUGCAGAAUCACCAAAGUUCUUGAUCAAUCACAUUGUAGAGGAAACUAUGCUGUUUAUCAUGAGAACCAGCGUGACCUCCCACCUGUGGCUGAACGUGUUCUACUAUUGCCAGAUUGUUCCAGCUCAGCGUUCAUUCCUUAUCUGGUUGAAGGACAAUAUCAGAGUCUUUGUAUACUUUGCUCUGAUCAUGGACAGACUCUUCUUUUUGUCUAGCUUCAUCUCUAGCAUUUUAUAUUAUUCUGAAAUCCAAAUUAUUUCUAACAGUACUACUUAUACUAAUACCAGUCUCAUGGACACAGAACAGAAUGCCACAGCUGCAAUUUUACGUGAACUGUCUGAGACAUGCAUCAUACAGUAUUGGUUAAGAUUUGCCUAUUUCUUUAUCAGUCUUUGCGUGAUGUUGGCAGCAAGCUGUGCAACUGUUCUAUACCUGCGGAGACACAUGAAGAGAAUGGAGGAGAGCAGCAAAUCCUUCUCCUCUCCUCGUCUUCAGAAACAGAUGAGGGUGACCAUCACAGGCAUCGUACAGCUCAUCCUUCAAAUGAUCUGUAUUUCCUGGAUAAUAUCUGAUGGACCACUUCGAUUGAAGUUACCAAGUCAUUUUGAUCCAGAUCGCCACAUAUAUAGCACUGUUAUCUCUCUGUACACCUUGUGUUCCACCUUGAACCUGUGUGUUGGUCAGUCCAUAUUCAGACAGCGAGUGAUUAAUAUGUGGCAAAACCUUGUGCAAUUUUUUUGUGCAAAUUCUGAAUGACUAAACUAGUAAUACUACAUCUUCUUUCAUUCAGUAGUUUAUGAAAUGGGUUAUGGGGGCACCCUGUCUUGCACAUUUUAGUGAUUUCCCUGCUCCAAACACCCCUGAUUAAACUAAUCAGCUCAAUAACAAGCAAUUUCAAGGUUGAAGGGGCUAUUUUAAAAGUUGGUUAUGACUAAAAUGAGCAGGGGAAUUGUGAGCGGGGAAAUGGUGCUAGGUUAAGAAACAUCCUUAUCCCAAGCUCUGUAUGUUUGUUGUUAUUUACCUGAAAAAAAAACUUUUAUGAAAUUAGAACAGUGGAUCUAAUGGCAGAGUAAAAUACUGCUAUAUAGCAUUCUGGGUUUAAACACAACACAAAAUGAACCACUGUCUACCCACAACCUUUAUAUAUAAACUGUUUUUUAAAAAACAAUACUGUGUUAAGUAUUGUUCCAGAUGUACAAUGUGCACAAUGUAUAAUGUUUAAAGCGGGGCUCCCAGGACUGGUACUGGAAUCCCUUCCUAUUGACAUUUAAGCAAAUCCCAAUUAUUUCUCUCUGGCCACACACAAGUCAUUUUGAAAGGAAAAUUUAGAGUAACAAUUUGUCUGGUUACUGUACUUAAAUGUAGCUAGAGAUGACCCCAUUGACAUUUUUAUGUGCUACUUUGUCUAAAUGUAAAUGAACACAGCACAAUAUUUAAAUCAGGUUAUUAGGAGAAAAGUGUGCCUGUAAGGAAGUCUAAAAUGACAGAUGUUUCUCUCUAUUUACUCAAAAACAUUGAAUGACCAUUAAAAUAUAAAUAAAGUGCUUAAGUUUAACUGAAAAGCAUAUCCAGAUUAAAUAUAUUAUCUACAUAAAUCUUUUGCAUCAAGCAGUAUAAGAAACAAGCUAUGUUUGGACUUUUAGCAUCUUACAAACCUGGAAGACAAUAAAAGUGUCAAUAAACUGUGUGACUUUCUAUAUUUGGGGAGACACAUGACUAACAGACACAGACAUAACUGUCACAGGCAACAUCUCUUUUUAUUACUACAGUCUUUUUUGUUUUUGAUAUGUAUUACAUUGCAGUCCUUUUACUUGAAGUGUGUUUGUAUGCUGGGUGUGUUCAGUAUGUUAUUUUAUUUAAUUUCAUGCUGUGAAUGAGAAGUUUUAUUAUGAUCUAUAAAACAAAUAUUUAAAAUACUGUCUUGACAACUCCAUCUAGUGGUUACAAAUGGUUCAAACAUUGUAAUGGUAACUUUUUAAUGCUUUGAAAGGCUUUCACAUGAACCACGUAUUUUACUUUACAUCUACAAUCUGCAAUGCCACAUGUCUAUAGUGUAAAUUAUUAUGUACAUUGUUUAAGUUACUUGAAUAUUUUCUAUUUUAUUGUACUUAUUCUAUGUUGUAAAUAUUGUUACCUGCAUAUAAGUGGGAACUUGCACCCAAUUUUUUUCACUUACCUGUACUUUUGUGAUGUGACAAUAAAUCUGAUUUAAUUAGUGGGUAUUUUGUAUUUGUGUUUCCGUGUUUGUCAUCUCUCACUAUGUGCUCUUUAGCACAUGGCUCUGUUUUGUUUUAUAUCUUGUCUCCACCCUUGUCCCACCUGGUCAUAAGUGUUCCCACAA
Astyanax mexicanus (Mexican tetra) is the source of this 2697-nucleotide messenger RNA. Its product is annotated as taste receptor type 2 member 114-like. Gene Ontology annotation, molecular function: G protein-coupled receptor activity. The record is from RefSeq and is a predicted model, not a curated record. Gene Ontology annotation, biological process: sensory perception of taste; G protein-coupled receptor signaling pathway. Lineage: Eukaryota; Metazoa; Chordata; Actinopteri; Characiformes; Acestrorhamphidae. The coding region runs from base 108 to 1112 and encodes 334 amino acids. Gene Ontology annotation, cellular component: membrane. The transcript has a single exon.